UCUCUUAGAAGAGUUUUAUCAAACUACAAAUCCUGUACUUAGCGAUAUUGCAAAUGCAAUUGAAACUCUUAACCUCUUCUACCCUAUGCAAGUUGAAGAAUUUUUGGAAAUUUCUGAUGAAAACAUUGUCUAUAAAAUUCUCUCAGAUAAAAAAGUUAUUAGAGAACUUGUUAAAAUAUUCUGA
Racocetra persica is the source of this 184-nucleotide messenger RNA. Lineage: Eukaryota; Fungi; Glomeromycota; Glomeromycetes; Diversisporales; Gigasporaceae. The record is from the annotation of a GenBank genome assembly.